This is a messenger RNA of Toxorhynchites rutilus septentrionalis, 32821 nucleotides long. It is a transcript of the gene Teh1, whose product is annotated as protein tipE. Gene Ontology annotation, molecular function: sodium channel regulator activity. The transcript is spliced from 5 exons. The coding region runs from base 2256 to 3098 and encodes 280 amino acids. The record is from RefSeq and is a predicted model, not a curated record. NCBI's taxonomy places the organism in Eukaryota, Metazoa, Arthropoda, Insecta, Diptera, Culicidae. Gene Ontology annotation, biological process: regulation of sodium ion transport.
UCCUGCCCGAUGCUCAUGAAAACGUGUCGAACCACGGCUCCGAGUCAUACGGAAAAGUUAUCCGUUCCAAGAACCGUCAUUGGACAAAAUCGCGGAUUUGACUAGAUUCAACUCGUAUCGGUCGAACCAUGACGGGGUCUUAGGAAGAGUUGUUUGUUGCGUUAACAAAUUAUCUGUAGCAAUAAGUGCUACACAGAUAGUGCGGUGUAUAGAUGGAUGGUGUUGGCUCAAGUCGGGAGAGAACAUCAUGAACAUUCAAGGACUUGUCGCUCCAUUCCCUAUUGGAGCCCAAUGGAUGGGAUGGCUGACUGGUGAUGAGGAGUAAUUGAAAAAGGUUCAAAGCCACAAAAGGAACGUCUUCAAGAGCAGAAUGAGAUGAGGCAUUCCGUCCACCGCCACCAACACCCUCCCAUCAUCGUCACAUGCCGAAGGCUCUUCUGGCUUGCAGAUAUUAAAAUAUGUGCGUUGCAGCAGCAGUUCGGUAAGCGGUCCGAAUAGUUGGCUGGCGGCGAAGAAACAACAGCCGCAAUAUGUGUGCCGCGGUCAAUCAAUCCGGAGAAAAACAGUAGCUGAGUGUGGAGCUGCCUUGUGGAUGUUGGGCACGGAAGAGAAACAGCAAAAACAAAAACUAAUAUAUAGAGAAAAACCGAGCUUUCUGGUGGUCCUCCCCCGCACACUCUCAAACGCAGCAGCCUGUCUGCGGGGAAUUUUCUCGUAGUGUGUAGUUUUACUGCUAUUUGUGAUGUGCUUCUAGACUGCUAGGUGGAAGAAAGAAAAUUGUGGAAUUUUGCUUCCUCCGCAUGGUGGAAGUGUUAGAGCCAAGAGAAUAUCAUAAAAUCAAUAAAAUAAUCAUAAAAGUGGAGAUAUUUACAGCUGAUGGUGUGUGAGCAACAGCAAAAGCGUGAGUUUAGGAAAAGCCGAACCCAGAAGCUGCUCGUAGUCGGUCAGGUGACUAAAGUGACAAAUCUGGUCUAGAGCGGUCAUUUUCCACGGAAUAUUGGGUAAUCCUGUGACACGUGAGAAAUAGGGAGUGAGCGAAAAAACGCGCUUACGAACAGUGUGAGAGCCUUGGAUAAUGGCCAGGCGUAAAUCGUGCAAUCGUGCCGGAAAUCAAACACACAUUGGCAGAAGAAGCACAAUCUCGCUAGUGUCCCUAACAUCGACUUCGAUUAGAUUACCUCCGGUAGCAGUUUCCCUUGCGCUGUUGGCCGUGGUGUUAGAAAAGUGACAGAGAGUAUGGAACAAAAAGGACCCAUUGAACUCACUUUAAUCAGAAUUGGAUUAAAACUUGCCCUCGGGAGCUACUGCGCGUUCCGGUCAGACGGCUAGUGUCAACGGUUUCUUAUGCUCGGAGUGUUCGGAGUUUGAAGAAGAGACAAAACCGAGAAAGUGCCACCGUUUCGCGCUCGUUGUAGAUUGCGGUGAACCAAUAGCAGCAAAACAGCAGCAAGCGCCACCCGAGCGUAGCGUAGGGAAGUGAAAAGUGCCACAACAGAUAUCCCCGCUGUAAUAAAAUCAAACGUUAAUUGCACUAAUUAGGCAUAUCUCUUUGAGUCUGCAUUUAGUGAGCGAGAGCAGAAGAAAGGAUCACGCUUUCACCAGUGUGGAGAUGUAUUGUUUGUGUUUCGUCCGUUCGUCCGUUGGUGUCGGUGCGAGUGGAGAAGCCAACAUAAGCGAAUAGUGGGGAGGCAAAUUACAUCCCACCCACCCAACUUAUCAAAAACAACAACAGUGAAACCAACCGUGUUUUUAUCAUCCUCUGUGGUGUGGGUAAGACUGGAAUUUUUCAUAAUAAAAAUACAAAAACAAAAUAGAUGAAAGGUGCAGGAUGAAUGAAAAUCACAAAGCUUUUGCUUCGCCUUAAACAGGUCCCCCAGUGUUAGGUGAAAAAUAAAGUGAAAAAUAAUUCCCCUUUGCACGGUCGGGGCCAAGUGCCGGGUAAAUUUUUUAGAACUUUUGUGCCUCACAAGGGAUUUUUGGGUUCAGCUAGAGUUGGAAUUUAUUCCUGCAUAAAGGAAACAGAGCGUGAGAAGUUUUAAAUUUUUGAAAUAGUUUGAAAAGCAAAGCUUUAUGUGAAUGACAAUUAUGAUGUGAACAACAAAGAAGAAAGUAAAUAUCUUGGAUAGGGAUGUGGUGGACCACAGUCCUUUGUGCUGUGUUCGUUGUUGUUGUCGUUGUCUCAAAACAGUAUUUAGACAGCGCCAGCAAAGUGGAAGAAAUCGGGUGCAAUCUGCUGAGUGGCCGCUGUACCAACCAUGAGGAGUAGCAGCUCAGAGCUUCUGCUCGAGCAACAAGCAGAAGAACUACGCAAGAAGAAAUUGCUGGAGCUAGCCGCUGCCAAGAAGGCGAAGAAUGGUCCUGCUCCAAAACGAACGCUGCGUGAGAAUGCCAGCUUCUACACUACUUCCGGAUUGGCGUUUCUGUCGGUGACCGCCGGAGCGUCUCUGCUGUUUCUGGUUCCUCUAUAUGUCGAUCCGGCGAUAUCAACGCUGGUCGGCGAUUUUGUCGAGCGGCCCACAAUGUGUGUUACGACGCGGCGAGAAGAUAUGACCGGGCUGUUCAACUGCUCGUGGAGUUCGUGUCGCGAAGGCUGCACCUCGGAUGUGUUCAAGUGUACCCAUAUCUAUGUGACGUUUAUCGACGAUCUGAACUUUACGUUCCCUUUCAAUGCAACGCCCUCGGAGCUGUUCAACCUGACCGACAUCGAACGGUCGGAGGAAGCGAUUCUGCUGGUGAACAUCAAAGGCUGUGGCUAUCCGCCGACGGUUAAGUGUAAAAACUUCACCGAGAUGUACGGCUUCGAGGGCGCCGUGUUUCCGUGCUAUUACUCAAAACAGAACAAAACGGUCGUGAUGACCUCCUACAACCGGGAGGACCAGGUGCAGACGAUCAUACACUUUUUCGUGGUUCCAUUCAUCGUAACGGUGAUCUCGUCGGUGUUUCUCUGCAUAAUGCACUGUGAUUGUAGGUGUAAGAAGGAACGACGACGACGGCAUCGACAUCGCCGGCCUAGAAUAGAGAAUCUCAGCGAUUCGUCGAUAUCGACACGGGUGGAUAUGCUGACGCCUGCGAUCGAGGUGUACAAGCCACCCCUCUGACACAAAGACGACACCCUGGAGAGCAACCUCGGGAAUCCAUCGACCAGUAGCGAUCUAUGACGAGGUGCACUGUUGCUGACGGUACGCUUCUGCUGAGCAGUCGUCAUCACCAUCCUGCUGACUCUUCGAACAUGUUCUGGCCAUGGAUGCAUGCGUGUGGGGCAUCUAUUGGUAAGUUUUACUACUUCUCGGUCAAUCAUUUUGCCUGGGAAGCCGAUGUCGAGCAAGCUGUGAUAUGAUGAACGGUCUAGCGCCCUACAUACUCAACACAUGGCAACAGGCACUUCACGUAUGCGGACGGGUGUUCCACACACACACACACACACACACACACACACACACACGUUAGUGUCGUAAACGUGUAACGAGAUACAGCGCAACGCAUGGGAAAGAUACAUUGUAAGCGAGAAAAAAUAUAAUUUAAGUGAGCUAGUUAUUGCCAAGUGUAAAACUAUACGAGAGUAUGCUCCUAUUGCCACUUGGGUUUGCCUCGAAACUUGGGCCUCAUCGCAGGACGAUGAGGCUAUCGGUUUCCUUGGCUCGUUCUGGUGGAUUCAAUGACGACGAUGACGACGACGACGAUGAUGAUGAUGGUGAUGGGGUCGACCCUGACAUUUGCUCCAAACAAUGUGUGGGAUUGGAAGCACGGCAGGCAGGAAACUAGUUCGGUUGGCUGAGGACUUAUUGUCGAGAUAUGGAGCAGUAAUCAUAAUAAUGAACAUGAAUACGAGGAAAUGGAAUGGUUGUUUGUGCGUAGGGUUUCCAGCCAACGUGAGGGAAGCAGCGUAUGUUUUGUCACUCUCGAGCUGAGUUUUGUUUUUCUCAUGAAAUCGUUAGUGGGAAGCGGGUUCUCUAGUGGUUCAGAUCCAGAUACCCACAACGUUCCUUUACAAAUUCAUGUAUGCGACAAUGAAUCCCCACGAUGUUUGUCGACUUCUCACGCUGACUGACAUUUCAGUAAUCAAAUACAAGCUUUAUUCGGGUCACUGGCACCCUUACUGGCGCCGUCAUCGUCAUCAUCGUCCCCGUCUCGGAUGCUCAGAAGCUGCAAAGCGCAACUGGAAAUGAACAGCUUUAAUAAAAGUUGCGUACGGAGGCCAUGUUGUUAGUUGUGCUUCAAUUUGGGGGUUAGAUUAAAAAAGCAGGCCAAGCUGGCGUAACGGAAUCAAUAGAAGCCGUGGGUGAGGAAAACUGCUGCAGUACCAGAGCAGAACUAUAGAUACUGUCUCUUUUGGGUGUCAAAUUAAGCAACAAAUCAUUAUUUAUUAGGAAUAAAACCAAUUGAAAAUAGUGAAAAAACAGUAAUCAUAGAAAAAAAAACCGGCAGAAAUAAAGUCGUAAGAGAACUUUAUAUAUAGACAGAGAAAAAGAUGCUGAAGUUGAAAACAUUUAACCCGUAGACAACUAGGAUGGAUGUAGAUUAAGUAGGAUUAAACAAGGUAACUAAUAUAUGAGAACAGAAAAUGACUACCAAGUAACGCAUUAUAGCUUACAAGAGUAAGUGACAACAAAAAAAAAGCAAACAAAAAUAUAAAAAAGUAAGCAAACUGAAAACCCCAUUCUUUUAGCUAUUUUUUUCUAUCGUCGACAUGUAGCGGGUGUAGUGUAGUGGGCGAAUUAGGAACAAUCGAAAUUUUGCUUGCCUUGGACAGGGGAAGGGUCAGACAAAAUUGAAGACAGCAAUAAUUAUGUAGGAUUGGCUUUCUAGCAACAAAAUUCAAUAACUUAACGAUUAAUUAUUCGAUUUCUGAAUUACGGUUUUUGUGUAUCGUUGAAUGUGAAACCGUUUAGAGCCGUACUGUAAGAUGCCAGUGUGGUUAGUUGCAAUAUUUUCUGUUAAUUUCACGAUGCAAACAAUGUAAUUGAGAGCCUUUACACUAGUAACUGCCAAAGCCACACACACAAACAUUAGAAGAAGAAAAAACUAGGACAAGUGAAAUGCAUUACACAUCAACUGGAAUGUCGCUCACCGAGACAAAGAAACCACACAACGGGAGGCGAAGAUUCGCGAGGAGCUACGUUGAUUUUUUCAAGGAUACGGGUCUAGGCGAUAUGUUUAGCAUGAGUUUGAGAGGUUUGUAUAAUAAUGCUGAACAAGGAGUGUAGGCUAGCAAUCCUGUUAUGUUUAACGUUUAGAGUUCAAAAUCAACAAUUGGACAGUAACAUUUCGUAAAUAAUCGCUGAGAUCAAGAAUAACAGUGUAGUUUUGCGCGGUGGCGAUAUCCUAACCAAAGGGGUUUUACCAAGGUUCGAUUACUGCUAGUUAAAAAAAAGACCAACAGUGCUGCGGUCACUUCGAAACUGUGCUCAACAGAUUUUUAACCCUUCGAAACAAACCAUAGGAUGAUGAACAGUUUACAUACUUUAAUGAGAAAUCCAACAUCUCACGCAUGCCAACAAAUGAGGUCCGAAGUCCAUCCCAGAACGUCUCGCCCACCAAAAUGAAGCGUACCAUAUCGGAAAACCUUGCCAUAGCCAGACGAAUCUUUUCACAAACGAUCGAAAUGAGAUUUUUAUAUCCCUCACGAGUUAAAAGGGCAUGCCCCUCAGGGGAGUGAAAACAAUUAUUAUAUCACGUGCGCUCGCGCUCGCUCUCAUCAUUUGUGUAGCACAUCCUUUACGAGCGUGUGCCCCUCUGUGGAACCAUCCGUUGUUCAAUUCCGGUUCCCGUUGUGUGCUCGCUUGCCAUACGCACACGCACGGGGCGAUGGGACCAAGUUUGGUGAUACUAAAUGAAUUUUAUGAAAUCAGUUCCUUGCCCUCCGUUAAAAACUUUUCAGGUUUCGUUAAAGCUUAUAGAUUCAUAUUUUGUGCGAUGUUUCUUAUUUUAUGUGCUAUUUAUAUAUAGUGCGAGAAAAACCUAUAAGCUAUGGAGGCGAAUGAACUGCAAAGUUUAAAGCCUCUUAAAAACAAAGAAACGAAACCUAUAAGCGCAUAUACUUUUUUUGAUUAGGCAUGUGAUCAAAAUGUAUGUGCGCAACAUCUCCAAGUUUUUUUUGAGGAGUUUCAAGUCCAUAACUCUGAUUGAUCGGUUCAAAAUCUGACACAGAACAUAAUGACAGCGACAAAAUAGUAUCAAUCUGAUGCUCAUCAUUCGAAAACUUAAGGUGCCCUAUUUUAACAUGACAUAAAAUUUGAAAUGUUCUAUCAGCGGAACUAGAACAUUUAUUCAGGCAUUUAUCGAAAUUGAAAACAUUGGACAAGUGACAUUGGAAUAUAGAAUAGGUUUCAUGACUUAGAGAAGUGUCUGAUUCCCCAAAAUAUGAAAAAAAAAAAAGAAAAAGAAGCUUCUUAACUGCAAUAAUUUUUUGUUGAGUAACGUAUACGUGAUAAUGUUUGCAUCAUUGAGCAAUCUCUGUAUACUUUUGUCGAUUAUUUCGAUCUAAGAAAAUCUUUGAUGAAAAUUAGUUUUUUAGUGUACAGUGUUGGAAAUAUAAAAGUAAAUAGCAUUACGUAAAGUACUAUUUUAUGAUUUUUUUUUAAAUUCACUGCAAUUUGUAUGCAAAUUGUGCUUUGGGCCAUUGUCCUGUUGGAAAAUAUAGCCUUUCUUAUUCAUUUUCCUGAGUGAGUUUUCCUCCAAGACCUUGACUUAGGAUUCACUGGACAUCUUUCCAUCGAUCUUCACAAGAUUGUCCACCCCAUUCCAGGAAAAAAAGCCCCACACAAGCAGUGAUUCUCCUCCUUGUUUAACUGUUGCUUCAGUAAAUUUGGAUAACAGACGCUCAGACUUCAGGCAACGAGUUCGCUGACGUUUCUUCGUGUUUUUUAGCUCAAACUUACUCUCAUCGGUCCAAACAAUCUUCUUCUAAAUGUCAGUAAGGCGGGAAGCAUAUUUCUUUGCGAAAUCCAGGCGUUUUUUGGUAUUAGCUUUCUGCAGUAAUGGCUUUUUCUGUUUGAAGAAGCGCUGUAGACCUUAUGUUGAGGCCCAACUCUUUUUUAUGAUUAUCGAAAUCACUCUGAUCGAAAUCUGCGAUUGCACGAUAGCUCACAUUCGCUUUCACUUCGGAAACGAUCAGUUUCCGAAUUUCCAUCGACAUUUGGCCCUAUAUCUUAUGUUUCUACCUUUCUCACGAUACCGAAAAUGAAGCUUGACGAACAAACAACACAAUAUUUUGGCAAAUACGAGAUCGAAUGAUCCAACCUUGUUUACCUUUUAUUUUCCGACAGUAUGCAGUAAUAAGCAAUGUAGUUGUAUUUGUUGCAUCAAGCUAUGUCGACUACAGUGUUGCCACAUUUUUAUCUGUACCAGUUGAAAAAUAUUUCUCACCUGUACUUUUUCAUCCAAAAAUUUGUAUAUUGAAAAUAUUCGUAGUAGAGGAAAAUCUUUUUUAUUAGCAUGCAAAAAAAUCAUUUAUCCACUACGAAUACUACAUUUACAUUUGCAAGUCAUUCGUGUGUUUGAUGAUGCUUAUACAUAUUUUUUUCUGAAUCUAGAUUGCAUACUAUCAUUUAUUGAAAUUUCCGAGAAAAAAUCGAACAAGAAAAAAUCGCUCGACAGUUGCCGAAGAAUGAGGCAUAGUGAGAACGUUACAAACAAAGCGUCGAAGCACUGAAAAUGCGAAAUCAAUUCUUUUUAGGCAUACAUUUUUGUCCACCUGAAACUGUGAUUUACUUACGGAGUAAUUUUAUCUUUAGGGUAUGAAAUUAAUUCUCCAGAUCUUGUAUAUUCCCAUUGUAGAACCCUGGAAACGCUUCUAUCACAACGUUAAUGUUUGUCAAAUUGAGAAAAAUUCUGGAAUUUAACAUUGCUGCAGCAUUGAGCAUCAAAAUCGAAUCCGUUUCUCAAUUGCUUGAUCAGCUCCACGAAAAAACUGCGACAAAUAUCCUUAAAAAUGAUCUGCCUUUCGCUGUCCAUUAUUCUGAUAGUUUCUUUUGCUGCCAUUCAAACUAGUUGCCGUAUUUCAUAUAAUCUUCAAGUUCAAUAGCAUUGGAAAUUGAACAACGUAAGUUUCCUCGAAUAAUGAGAAUGAUCAAAUAAAAAUCCUUCAGCUCUUCAUGUAGCAUUCAACGAUUCAAUCUGUUUAUCUUGGGCAAAACAUACUCCAAAAAAAACCAACUGCGGCGUAAAAGCCGUCAUGUACCUUCAUGUUCAAAUGUAAGAAAUUUCACAUGUGAAAACGUCUGUACCAAUCUGUGCUUUUUGACGAAGAUCUGUACCCUGUACCGUACAGAAUCUGUACCAAAAAUAACGAAAAAAUCUGUACCUUUCCAGAUAAAUCUAUACGUGUGGCAACCUGCCAGGCUGGAUUAUGUAGGGGUGGUCAAAUCACCUACUUCAUUAAGAUUAAUCGUUACAAGUAGCAAAAUAUACCAGUUGUUUACUUUUUUAUUUCUAAGCACUAAGCAUGGGACAAAUCACGAAUACGCUGCCACUUCGUCAUUGUGCAACUGUCAAACUAAGGAAAUCAGCUUCUUUUUACACUAUGGAUACGAAUGUUGAAUGCUGAGAUUGAAAUGCUCGCCAAUUUGAGUGAAAAAACAUCCGUUUUCGCCCACAGGGAAAAAAAAUAGUUUAGAAUAUAGGAGGCGGGAGAAUGUUGUACACUCACUUCGAUUCUCGCGAGAAACACAAAGCCGAUUUUUAUUUUUCGGCGAGUAAUGAUUGCCGAAAAAUGGUUUCGUUGAAAACAUUGCAUGGAAACAUGCGUUGACAUCGUAUUUCAUCUUGAAGUGAACAUAAGAUGGGUUAAUAUUUUACAAUUCAGGCGCUGUCCAAAUGCAGGUCGUUUAGACGCUGUCUAAACAGGCUAACGUUGGUAGAGGUAGCUCCGAUUUUUCGCUCCAUAUUUUCAGUACCAAAAUGAGAGACGAAAAAGCAUUCUCGUUGAACUUCAGAGGGGGAGAUUUUCUCAUAUCUCAUUCUCUCUGAAAAAGAAUUUUUGUUGAAAAGGAAGAGACGAAAAUUCCAACAUUUAACGACUCAUCAAAAACUAGAUUGAUUGACUAAAUAGAGGAGAUGUGUCUAAAACGCGCCUGCCGGGCAAUUUGACCCGCCUGAUUUUCUCGUAAACCAGCAAGAAUAGAAAUGCAAUGGAUAUAGGCAAUCGUGCUAGUCAAUGAUAGAAUCCUACCAUUCAAGUUUUACAUUUGUAUGUUACUUUAAAAAAAUAAGAUAAAUAAUUUUCUUUGGAAGCGAUUUUCGAUGUAAUUUUCUACAUAAUUUCUAUAAGGUUUUUGUUGCUUGAAACCGAUUCAGAGGCGAUAACUGUGGGUCAUAUUCAUUGAGUCGAGUUCCCAGUGAAUAUCUCAGACGAAGAAAAUGGUAAGAAAGGAUUCUUUUCUUUCUCAAUUCGAUAUUUUCCGCAUCAGCUUUACAUCGGGCAGUAUGACAUACCCUCGAUCGGGGCAAUUUGCUCGCUUUUGGCCGUAAACAUUCUCACGAGAGAAAUAGCUUGUAUGUGAGGGAUACCAGAUGAUUUUUUUCAAAUAUCUCUGCAUGGCACGAAUAAUGUCUUCAAAUAAAAUCAUAAUGAACAAAAAUGAGCAAACCAUCACGAUAUUUCAAAAUCAUGUUCGAUAAAUCACAUAAACAAUUAUUUUCACUUACUUUGAAAUGAUCUCAGUAUGUUUUCACAAAAUUAAAUGUCUUCAAAACGAAAACAUGUCUUCACAUCUGGCAUCAUUCUCAGAGAAUGCAGGAAAACAAGAGCGCGGACUGGAGAAUUAACGCACAAUUACUAGGAGAACACGCUCACCGGAGGAACGGUUUCUUCUCUUCGCUGGUGGGCAUGAAGGGAAUAGAUUGAUGGAAUCUCUCAUUCAUACAAACUGUUUCUCUGAGCUUUAUAGUCUCUGAGAGAAACAACUCAUGGGCAUAUUAUACUUCUGCUGGGCCAUUUAACACCGUAUGAUUGGAAAUUUAGAAUUUGGGCGCCUUACAAAAUAAAAUUCGUAGCACUUUUGUUAUUGAGUAUCUAAAAUACAGAACGAUUGCAAAUAACUGAGGGUUAACUAAUUUACGUACUGACGUAGUUGUUUCCUUAAAUUUUAAGACCACGGUCAAAAUAAAUCCAUUCUCGCAUAGGGGGUGCAUAUUACACACUUCUCCUAUACUUAUCUAGCAGCUGAGCGAGAAUUUCGAUCUCUGGUUAAAAAUAUAUAAAAACAAAUCACCUUGUUGAAAACUAAGAGACGAAUGAACUCUCUGAGUUUAAAGUCUCUUUAAUUCAAUACCGUUACCGUUGAAAACUACCAUCACCAUCGGGCACAAUUUCGACAAUACACUCUCAGUUGAUUUUUGUUAGCACAGAAAAGAUUAUUAUACCAAUUUAAUUACAGACAAAACAAAAACGAUAACCAAACGCGGGGUUAUAUAGAAAAUACAUGAAAUAGGCGGCCUAAUUUGCGAGCGAGUGCAAAAUUUGAUUAUGAAUAUUCAGCUGCUAGAUUCCGGCCGCGCUAGAUAGAGCAGUCACGUGGGACCCGUGGGGGCCUCGACUUUACUUCCUCUGGUGAUGGCAGUUGGUCCUGUAUCCGUUGGAAGGGUUAAUCAGGCAAAACUGUUUUCAGGCUUCUAUUGUUUUGGGAGCGAGAUAUAGGCCUCGUUCGGGUCGGAUUUUCAUCAGCACAAUAAUUAGCCCUGGUUUUUAUGAAAGGCGCGUCCGCAGUAUUUUUUGUUUGCAUCCCCCGAUUCGGCUGGUGCAAAUUGUUGUUGUAUAGUACUGGUUGCUUUCUCUCGCGUCGGUUGAUAGGCGAUUUUAGAGACCCGAUUAUGAUUUUACUCUAAUUACCCUGGGGCAUCUGAUUUUGAUAGCACAACGAGCUUCGCAGCCCGCCGGAUAAUGGCGAUGUUUAUUAUUUGAGGAGGGAAUUACACUCAGUGAGAUGGGUCACAUGACGAUGAAUUAGAAUUAUUUUUGGGAUGUUGAAAAGCUUCAGUGGAGGUACAGUUCCGAAUUGGCACGCAGCUGGGCGCUCCGUACCCCAAACGAAAACCACAGUGAUAAAUCAGCAUACAAACACACCACAACUAGACGAUCGCAAAUAGACAGGUCAACAUCAAAGCUGAGCACUCAUACAGGAGCAGCAGUUCGAUACCGGAUCCAUUCCUACCUGGCGUGGGAGCGGCGAUAAUGAAUGAAAAACGAUUAUCGUUUUUCUAGUCGAAAAAUAAAUAACUUGUGCAUGACAAUAUUGAAAUCAAAUACUAAUUGUAGGUAUAAUGUGAACGAAAAAAAACAACAACUAAACUAGAAACAAUUAAAUAGUCAUGGACUACGGUUUAUAGGGCGUGUGCAGGAUAACCUGAUAGUGUGUGUCUGAACUGAAACCAGUUGAGUUUGCGCAGGUGUCCGAGGAGACCGGGUAGGGUCACGGGUGGAAAACCCAACAGGGAUAAUGUAAAUUAUUGUAGUGUUCUGGAUAGCCAAUUUAACAAAACCCGCUCUAGUGGCGGCGUAAAAAACUGGUUAACCACUUUCAAACCUACAUAAAGCUGUAAAUCCCAGGUAGACAUAGUCACAUAAAUAGAAACUUUUGCUAUGCUGUGUAGCAAACGAAUACAAAAAACCGAACGAUACAACAGUCGUAAAAACAAACUAACCAAUUAAAAUAGUUGUGAACAAUAUCGUUAUAGUUGUUGUGGUGGGGGAACAGCUGAAUAAAACGCAUCUCAACCACAACAAACGAGGUCAAAUUAGCGAUAUAGAGUUGACAGGAGUGUCAGAGCAGCCAUAAUACAGGGUGAAACAGAAAGGCAUACAUCGUGGGCCUACCAAGCUAAAUACCCCAAUUUCACGACUUUACGUGAAUCGAAUUGUCUAAGUGAGUGAGAGUAAUUUGAUUUGAAAGGAAACGUUUGUUGUAAGUAGUAAAUGGCACUACAUCAGUUCAUUACUAGAAUUGUUUUUCUUUGAUUUCACUCUUUCGUUUGUCAGCAAAUUUUUUGUUGUUUUUUCAAUACUUUUAAUAUCGAGCCAAUUCGCAUAAUUCAAAAUAAAGCUUUGUUUACGUCAGCGGUUAGAGGAUAAGCGUGGUGGUUCAACGUCCGUGUUUACCAAGCGUGUCCAUGAUGAUGGUGAUAAGUGUAGAAUUUGAAAUGGUAUCAAAUGGAUAUUUGUUGAAUACUUGACGUAGAUCAGAAAUGUCAUGAAUAAUAAUCAAUUCUUUAUGAGAAGCUCAGAAAACUGUUUUUGAAUUUAAAAAAAAUACAAAUGUCUGUAGCAGGCAGAGUUAAAAAACCCAUAAUGAUGAAGCUCUUCGGAAAUUGCUGAAAAUUUUGUGUGUGAAAUAAACUCUAGAUUCAAACAGUAAAUCUUCAAAGGAGUCAUGUUUCAAAAAGGCAUGAUCAGGGAAAUCUCUGUUAUGCUUCCCAUCAGAAUGAUGAUCCUCUAAGAACGGAACUAGAAUCUUCUCCAGGCACUUCUCCUGGUACACCUUCUGGUUGAUGUCAAGUCCGCUCGGCUUGUUAAACCAGGGCUUUGAAAUCUCUUUGUCUGAGAUUGCAAUAUACAGUAUUACUUUCUUCUCAAACUUAUGCUUGUAUUUGUACUUCACCCCGGGGGGUGUGGAUGCCUUGUCGUUGGUAUAGUACCAUUCGUCGUCCACCGGCACUGAGAUUUGACGGUCCCUAUCUGCUCGGCCGUGUACUCUAAGGACCUAGUCUUCUUCCGACAGACGAUACCCUCGUGCUUGAAGGUUAUGUGAAUGUGGGAACAGGAGCAUUUUUCAACCGGCGUCACGCAAACUCGUACCGUCCUCGUUGUCGAACAGCUUUUUCAGAGAUUCCUUCUUCUUUUUCGUCAUGAUCUUCACCGGACGGCCACUCCCGGUCUUCCGCUCGACGUUCUGGGAUGCCAGGAUUCGGUACAAGUGCUCACCGGCACAAUUUCGUCUCGAAAGUAGUCUACUGUAAAGUUUUUUCCUUGACUUUCCCGUGUUUCGAAGAACCGUUUCAACGGACUCUUGUUGUUUCGAUGCUAUCUUUGAUUGAACUGACAGCACCCGAGCGAAAAGAAACGAGAAUCCCGUUUCUAGGGGGCCCAGAGUGCAAUUAUCUCGGUGAGAAAAAAAACGCUCUUUACUUUUUUUACAGAAAGGUAUUGAAAUCAUUCCAUUUUUAAUAGAACACCCGUUACCUCUUUGUUGACUGAACGAAGUGGUAUGAUAAUCACUUCAUUCGAUAAAUAAAAGGUGUACGAGUGAUGUUUCUUGACCCAAAAAAGUAUUCAAUACACUGAUUUUUUUUUUACGCGACUGAUGCAUGCGCGCAAAAAAUAAAAUCGCUUUAAAAAAAUAGCCUAAUUUCGAGCAAAUUGCGUAAAUAUAAGAAUCGCAUAAUUUCGAGAGCAUCACGUAAAGAAAAAUUACCUCAUCAUAGGCACGUGACAAGCGCCCACACUCGCAAAGGAUCUCGCGCAAAAUAAAAUACGCACAAAAAAUAUCGCGUGAAAAAAAAUCCUGAGUAUUUUUGUUUUGAACGCAAACUAUUGAAAUCUCAAAAAUCUAUAAACAUGGGUACCUGAUUGAAAUUCAAUCUCAGUCAUGGUUAGCCAGCGAUUAAUACAAGAAGCAUGGUAUUUAUGGCAUGUAUGUGACUUUUGUAUCCGCAUGUAUUUGUGCAGAUCGAAAUGUGAAAUGAAUCUAACACGUACGACAAAAUCGAAGAACCUGACGAAGUCGUCGUUGCGGAAAAAAGUUACAGGAAGUUUGUGUCCGAGAAACUACCGCAUGGUAGACGAAGGAUUAUGUUAGGGUUUUUGUUGCAUGUUGAUGUUGGAUAUGUUCUGUAUAGAUAACACAAUUUUCCCUUCAAACCAAUGGAACACGAAGCUAAAUGCAUCAACGCGAAUUUCAAUUGGAUGAAAAACGGCUACUACGGCAGAACAUACGGGAAAUCAUUUUUUCGCAUUUUCCUUCAAAGUUCCAAUUUAUCUCGCCGUAUAAACCACCCCCGGGUGAAGACGAUCACAGCAAAACAAAUAGCUUGAAUCGGGCGAUCCAUUCUCGAGGGGCGAGCAUACAUUUAAGGCGGUUAAUUUUAAUAUAAAAAUAUUGAAAACAAUUAAUCUGGCUUUAAAGAUGUUGCCAGCAAAAAUGCUACCAGAUAGUGUUUGAGCCCCUGCAGACUGCAGACUUUUUAUCGGCCGAUAGUUUCGUCGAGUUGGCCUGCUAGUGCAAAAACCGACCCAACUGAAUCGAUGUGAACCCAGAUUUUUUUUACCGCGGUUUUAUAUGAAGUUUUUUUUAAACGGAUUUUCCAAAUAACGUUAUUUUCUUACGCGGAAUUUCUUAUUAAUGUGGUUUUUUUACGCGGAUUUUUCGAUCAACGCAGUUUUUAUGCGGUACCCGCGUAAACAAACUUCAAGAAAACGAAUGGUUUUUUAUUGAUAAAAUGUUUACUAAAAAUAGGCGUUUCACAAGGAAACAGUAGCCGGCUAAAUGUAAACACAAAUAUCUACGUCACUAUACAUUCUGUCCAAUAUUUACCGGGAAUUUGUAAUUUAAAAUCAUUUCGCUGAACAUUUUUCAAAAAAAAAAUUAACUACAGGGUGGGCCAUUUAAAGUGGCAAGCAUCUGGCAACCCCAUAACUUUUGACAGAGAUGUCAGAUUAACAAAUGUCAUACCGCGUUGGAAGCGUCAUUUCAGUACAAUUUUAACCAUGGAACAAUACACACCUAAACAACGCGCUGAAAUUGUUCAGCUGUACAUUCAAAAUAACUUCUCAAUUGUGUUAACUAAACGUGCGUGGAAAAAUAAAAAUAAAGUUAAAACAUCGCCGACACAUCGCCGAUAUAAUCGACAUCGUCGAUUAUAUGCCAAAUUUAUAUUGUCUGGUAGUGUUGGUAAUGCCAGUCAUCUGUCCAGACAACGACCAAGACGUUUCGACGAGAAUAUUGAUGCCGUUCGAGCCAGUGUUGCGGGAGCGUUAUCGGACAAUGAUAACCGAUUUUUUAUUGCCAUUUGUUCGUGAAAAUGAAUUGGACAAUUACUGGUUUCAACAGGACGGCGCUACAUGCCAUACAGCGGCUGCCACGACCAAAUUAUUGCGCGAAAUGUUCCCCGGAAGAUUAAUAUCGAAAAACGGCGAUUAUGACUGGCCACCGAGAUCACCUGAUUUGACGCCUCCUGACUUUUUCAUAUGGGGAUAUUUCCAAGGUAUACACUGGUAAACCAAGGACCCUGGCUGCGCUGAAAGACAAUAUCCGACAAGAAAUUGCUGCCAUAUCGGCCGAAACAUUGGGCAAAGUGAUGGAAAAUGCCAAAAAAAAGAGCACAUUUUGCGGUCAAGGCCAGAGGCGGUCAUUUACGAGAUAUCAUAAUCAAAAAGUAGUUAGAACAAAUCUCCUUGGACCAAAAUAAAUGAAUUUAAAAAAAAAUUAAAUUCCACUUCUUUACUUUGCUAUUGCAAAAACAAAUCCUUCCACUUUAAAUGGCCCACCCUGUAGUACAGGGAAACUUUGAUAUAACGUACAUUUCACUUUCAAAAUUGUACGUCGUAUCGAAUUGUACGUCAUAUCGAAGCAUAAGAAUGAAUUCAAAAAUAUGGCUCAGAUUACUUUAUUUUGUUGUUGUUUGAGUAUGGUUAGUAAGAAAUGGUGAUAAACUAAUAGAUGAAGCCAACUUUUAUUGUCAUUUUUCCUUCAUACAAUUUAUUGAAUGUAAGGUAAAUGAAGGUGAAGGUAAAUAACUAAAAAAUAAAUUUGAAAAACACAUUGAAACCAAAAUCAAUUCCAUUUAUCAAAUCCAAAAAAAAGUGAAACAUUUUUCUUUGAGAAUUUUUGAGUUCAAGCAAACCAAUUCAUAGAAAUGAUAAAUGGAAACAUAACCUUCCCUAAAGAUCCCUAAAGAUGUUAUCAGACCUUUUUUUCUACGUGCAAUGUUAUCCACGUUGAUCUUUCACAAAGCACACUGCGCAUUUAGAGAUCAACUUGCUUUCAUCGUCCUUAACCACAACAUUUCCAUUUAGGUUUUCAUCUUCCAGACCAACUGAUGCCGAAAUUCGAAAAAAUUCCUCAUCCUCAUCUUGUUCCAAGUGCAAGAGUGAAUAUCACCUAAUGGGUUGAGCACUUGCUUAACGAUUCUAUUGUCUAUUGGGAUCUUGAUUUCGGCGUCUUCUUCAUCAUUGGUUGGUUAAUUCCCUUCGCAAUGCUCUUCAGACUCUCUUGUAAUACGGAUCGGUUGGUGGAGUUGGGAGGCGAAACCUUUUAAAUAUGGCUCCAUCACUCGUUCGUAGUUUCUCUGCUCUGUGAAAUUCCGAGAGUUUAUCGAGAACAAGAACGGCUUUGAGGAUGGCUUAAUCAUACUUCAAAAAUGUAUCAUCCGAGAGAUUCUUUGUCGUAAAUAGGCAGAUCGUGAAGUUUAUUAAAAAUCCGAUGAUUGUUGAACUUUCUAAUUAAUAUGCGCGGCACUUUUUAAAAAUUUGGUCAAAAAAAAAUCUCUUCAAAGAAAACCCCCUUUCGAUUUGCAGUGCGAUAAUUUUUUUUUUUUUUUGAAUUAUUCAUCAUCAAAAACGAAGGGUUAAUUCUUCAUUCAAAUAAAAAUAUAAGGAAAGGUCCUACGUAAACUGAACGUAACGUAAUUGAAUUUGCUAUUGUACUGGUUAGCAAAAUUUUUUGAAAAUUCACAAAAUUCCUGUAAAACCAGAAAGAAAUCGAUUUUUUAUUUCUUCUCGAUAUUUUUGUCCACUACAUUUACAAACACAAAAAAAAGCAAAAUGUUCGUGAAAUAUUCCAAAAGUUUUAAAAAAGUUUUUGAAAGUUUAAGUUUGUAUCAUUAACUAAAUAGAAUAUUUAGAAAGCUAGUUAGCUUUCAAACGUAGUGAUAAAAAUCUGCAUGGGGGGGUACGAUUACGAGUUUGAGUCACUGUAUGUUGUCGAUGGAAUGACUUAAAAACAUGAGCCGCUCUCGAAUGCAUUGAAGAUUUUAUUGCUAUUGGUCAAAGAUAUUUUGAAAAAUUUUGUGUUGCUAACACAAUUUUCUGUCCCGAAACGUAUAAUCUAACCUUUCCAUCAGAAAGUUUGACAGCCUAGAAGAUUGUUAUAACUCGGAAAGUUUUAUCGUACAGAGGCUCCUUGUGAUAUGUUCUGUGGCUAUGUAAAUGAGCCGAAAACUAAACAGCAAUCGACUGUGUGGAUUUCUCAAAGUGAACCAAACCCUUCAAAAGUUGAUCGCGCUCUUGCAAACUUCCAAACAAAUGGUCGCCAGUUUAUUACAGUUUACAGUAUUACAGUAUUAUUAAAAAGGACUGUUCAUGUGGCAAAAGUACACUUAGAGAAACGUAGAUCAGUCAAUACUGAGUGGUACACAAACAUUUGUUUGCCAGAUGUCUUCGGCCGAAUGAGGAUAACAACUCAAGACGACGAAUCAUUAUUCAUCAUGACAAUACGAGCUCUUACACAUCGGCUCAAACAACCGAUUAUUUGACCGGUGAAGACUCUGAUUUAAUAAGUUAUUCAUCAUACAGUCCUGAUUUGACACCUAACGAUUUUCUUUAUGUGUCGAAUAAACUAUGUGGUCAACGAUUCUCGAUGCCCGAUGCUUUUAAAACACAUGUUUUGAAGGUACCAUUUUCGAAGUAGCAUGGAUGCUUUAAUAAAAGGUUUGAGCGAAUACAGAAGGGUACUGUUCGUCAUGGAGGAAGUAUUCCAAUACAGAAUUACAAUGCAGCCAUUUUCAAUGACAUAUUACCGUGUUUUUCUUACUAUUAGCAAAAUCUCCGGAACAACCCUCGUAUACAAAUAAAUUAAACCUCAAUAAGGAUGAUGUGACCAUUUGUUUCAUUUUAUUAAAAUGAAGAUAUGUCUAGAGCAACAUGUCAAAAGGGUCUAUCUUCUUUGAUCGAUUCUCUUCAUCUACAUUCUUUUUCAUUAAUACCGCAUCGGUAAAAGUAUUUCCUAAUGUAUUCAACGAUAAGAAGUGUAAAAGGUAAUCUAGUUUAUCAAACUACGUAGCAAAAUUGGAGCAAAAUCUGUCUGAAAGGCCGUGGUUAUCGAAAGAGGAAAUCGCUGUAGAGAAUCGACCAAAAGGAAGGGCCCUUUUGACAUAUUGCUCUAGAUGUGUUCCCAUUUGACAUCUUUGUUUAUAUACAUCGAAAUGACAAAGAAUAACAUAGCAAACCACUUCAAUGGCAUUCGACUGUGACUCGAAAUAACUAAUUUUCCAGCAAACUUUGGAUGCUAUAAAUCUUCGCUCUCAUUUCGCGAAGAUAAUAUAAUACUGUAUUUUGGUCUUAACAUUUGUAUUAGUUCAGUCGUUCUAAAUUGUAUACGAGUAAUAAGAUUUUACCACCUUUUUGGAACAUUUUUGUUUAUUGCUUAUUCAUUUUCGUCUAAUCGUCGAAGCUGGUUUCUCCAAAACAUCGAAUCAUGAAUAACUCUCCGAACACCCUAAAUUUACCACCAGUGCUCUGCACUAUUUUAAAUUUAGAAGACUUGAAACAAUGUAAAGCCUUCCAUGAAACAACUUCCAUCUCCGUCAAUCAAUGUCAGUCGUAUUCCGGUCUCGUUCUGGCGUGCGCCUUAUUUAAGGACCCUAGGUUUGGAAGGCACGAUUUGUUGCAUCCCGGCUGCAUAUGAGCCGCUGGAAUUACGACAACGCUCUUGACGGUGGGAACUUAUGGGAACGGAGUUUCAAAAGGUUUAAUUGCUGGUAGUUAAAACGACUGUGGACUGGAGGGGGCAAUCGUAUCUGCACGCAACACUUGUUGAUGUUAGCGACACGAACAGCUGAAAAAUUAUUUCUCCCAGUUGGCAUCUGUUGCGUACAGAUGUGGCGGUGCUGAAAAAAUCCUCACUGUUUUCAAGUCAAUCUCCGUGAAUGAACACGCAGUGCAAACUUUGUGCCAACUUUGCCAAAAACUUUCCAAAUCUUUAAUCUGAUGUCACGCAGCACAACAUAUCGGCGCAUUAUAUCUCAAUCGAGCUGAGGUUGGAAAAUACAAUCUCCAUCUUCCACUGGGAGUACGAAAGGACGUCCUUUCGUUCAUUUUUUAUUGGGGUUUCACGCCAACCCUCAAACCUGGCGGACAAACUUUAAAUCUUCAAAAGUACCGUGCCUUUUGCUUUCCGUUCUACCUUCUUCAUCAGCAGACGAAUUAGGACGUCAAAGAAUAUUUAUGUAAAUUUCAUACAAGUAGCUUACACACGCGAGCCGGUUCGUAUACACAUAGUCGGGCAUUGAGUUUAAAUUGCCAAAUAAUGAUUUGCAAGUGUGAGCGAGUAUUUGAGUGUGUGGGCAACUGUGUUGCGUCUGGUUCCAUGCCAAUUGCGGACGUGUAUGCACGUCUCGUGUUUUCAUUGUGCUCCGCCGGAACAACACGACCGAAUGAGAAACCUCAUUUUGAACGCCGAGAAGCUGACUGCUUCCUGCAUUAGCAUAUAGAUGUUGCUGCUUUGUUUAAAAGUCAAUUUGCACUUGUUACGGACCAAACCAAUGCGAAUUUAUGGAAAGCAGUUUAAUUGUGGGAUGUUCUUUGGUGAAAUGACGAUUAAUCAUCUAAUGUUAGGAACUUCACGAUAUCAGAAGACAAUCCAGAAAAAUCUGAUUUACCGCACAUGGCUCAAAAUAUUUUCUUUAAAUUAAUCAUUUAGGUUGCUCGUACAAAAAUGCUUUAAAGAUGUUUCUUUUUAUACAAUUUUAGCUAUUCCGCCGUCCCUUUUCAGAAAGGUUGACGAUUACCACCGCUAGGCCCACCAAGAGGCAUUAAUUUUUGAUGACCAGCCAUCGGCUACAGAGCACGGUUGACGUACACAAGCAGCGAUGGGGAACGUAUGCUUCUACAAGCUUUUUUUGUUCUCGAGUAAUCGCUCCUACCCGACGAGACAUCGUUUGACACAAGUCACCAAAAAAAUCGAUACCGUGGAAAUCCGCAUCUGGAAGCGGAACAACAAUCAGUAGUGAAUCGUCCAAAAUCGGAGGCAAAUUGGUGCAAUCAAUUUCCAUUUGGAUUGUAUACUCCCUCCGUGAACGAGGACACGCGUUUGUUUUUCCUCAUCCGAAAAAUUGCUGUUUACUGAGUGCCGGGUCUCCGGCACACGGCCGGUCGCCCUCUCAGUUUCUGCUCACCCUAACGUGUCAUUACCCAUCUGUCACUGAACAGAGAAAGCAAUCACAUUAAUAGUUUUAGCUUCCGGCAAACGUCACGAAAAUUCCGAGAAUGGAUUUGCCUACUCCACGUGUGCGAGAGUUAUGACCGACCGCCAGUUGUGGAAAAGGUCGAAGGGGCGCAGCAGACGAAAAAUGUGUAUCACUCGUUCAAUUCAGCAAAUAACACGCGAAGUUGUUGUUUUCCGACAAUUUUUUUCGAGCAGUUAAUGAACUAAGUAAUUCGUUGAUUCACUUCGACAAUAGGCAAUUCAACUGCCUAACGAUUUCAUCACUGUGUCCUUAUUGCGGCUUAGGAGGAGGUGUUCUCACUGAUUUGUUUGUUACUCGGAGUAGCGAUGAGUGGAAUCCGGUGAAAAGCGGACGAAUUUUUGAAGUGAAAUUAGUCGUAUUAAAAUCGACACGAAACGUGCAAUUUGAACUUUUAGUCUGGUUGUAAGCAUGAAUAUAAUAACUCGCUGACCCAAGCUAGUGUUUUUGAGUACUUCAUGAAAUACGGUACAAAUUAUAAUCAGAAGAUAUAGCUUCCUCAACACCGGUUCACGGUCAUCUCUGUUGAUUAGUCCAAAGUAGCAACGUUUGGAGUCGACACAUACCAAUAUGUGUGGUCAUGGUAAAUUCUGAAUUACCGGUAACCACAAGUCAGUAAGUUUUGAGAAACUAGAAUAAAAGUUUAUGAAAAGUUGCAGAUUCUUAAUUCUACAGAAGUAUCUUGUGUUGAAACAUAUUUCAGUUUUUGUUUUGUGUAUAUAUAUAUAUAUAUAUAUAUAUAUAUAUAUAUAUAUAUAUAUAUAUAUAUAUCGUCGUAUAUAUAUAUAUAUAUAUAUAUAUAUAUAUAUAUAUAUAUAUAUAUAUAUAUAUGUGGCUAACUUCUGACUACCUAGCUCGUUCGCCAUGCACAAAAACAGGUGGUAGUCACUUGGUGCAAGGUUCGGACUAUACGGCGGAUGCAAAAGAACCUUCCAUCCGAGCUCUCGGAGCUUCUGGCGCGUCACCAAAGAAGUGUGUGGCCUGGCGUUGUCCUGAUGGAAAACAAUGCGGCCUCUGUUUAUCAAAGAUGACCUCUUCUUCAUGAGUGCUCCGAAUUGAGCGUUUGGCCAUAGGGAAGCAGCUCAUAAUAGAUUAUUCCUUGACAAUCCCACCAAACACACAGCAGAACCUUCCUGGCCGUUAAUGAGGGCUUGGCCGUCUGAGCCGCUUCAGCGGGCUUCGACCAUGACCGUUUGCGACCAUGACCGUGGGUCACGUAAGUGACCCACUUUUCAUCGCCAGUCACCAUCCGCUUCAGAAACGGGUCGAUUUUGUUGCGAUUCAGCAGCGAUUCACAUGCGUCGAUACGGUCAAAGAUGUUUUUUUUGCGUCAACGUGUGUGGCCCCCAUACAUCGAGCUUCUUUGUGAAUCCAAGCUUCUUCAAAUGGUUAAUAACGGUUCGAUGACUUAUCCCCAGCUCUUGGCCGAUGCUACGGCUGCUACUAUGCCGGUCUUUCUCGGCUAAUUCAGCGGUUUUGUUGCAAUUUUCGACGACAGGCCUUCCGGAGCGUGGCGCAUCUUCGACGACCUCUACACCAGAACGAAAACGUUGAAACCAUCGUUGUGCGGUGGAAAUGGAAACUGUAUCGGGUCCAUAAACUGCACAAAUUUUAUUGGCAGCUUGAGAUGCAUUUUUGCCUUUGUCAUAGUAGUACUGUAAAAUAUGUCGGAUUUUCUCUUUAUUUUGCUCCAUAUUUGUGACACUAUAACUCACGAACGACUUAACCAAACAAAACACUGUCAAGGACUAUAUUAUAGCGCAAAAAUACCUUUCCAACAAGCUAUAGUAUGACUCGAUACAAUGAAUAUAACUAGAACUACGCGCUUAAAACGACACCUCGCGGAAAUACCGCAGAACUUUUUUGACAGCCUAAUAUAAAUGGAUUUCGGUCUGUCUGUCUGUCUGUCUGAUUCUUAUGGACUCGGAAACUACUGAAAAUCAACUUUUUUUUUCUUCAUAUUUCUGUAGUUUAGGCAUUCAAGAAUAUACCCUAGAUAUGUCUUAUCAAAAAUCCUAUUAUUUACCGAGUUAGAGCCAUUUUAGUGAAUCGGUAUCUAACCUGGUUCAGCCAUAACAAUGAACGUCAAACACGUUUUUCUCGAAACUAUUUUUUCCAAACUGGCGUACACGAUAGUUCUACUGAUUCAUGUCGAAUUCAUAUGAAUACAAUCUGCAUGCAUCUCUCUAUCGCAUGAACCACUAAAAAUGAUAAUUUUUGAAUGUAACUAUUUUUAAAAAUCAGGAAACGUAAGAUGUUUUAAACCACAUUUUGUUUGUCAAACAGCCACCAUUUUUUCGCAAAGGAAUUUUUUGACUUGUCCGAGGUUCAUUUGAUAGCGGCAUCUUUACUGAUUCAGAAUCUGUUAAAUUUUGUUGUUUCAGAAAACCAGAAGAGCUGGAAUCGUGUACGCCAUGGCACAACUUUUUUGAACCCCCUCACUUAAUCAGCUUGCAACUAUUUAGCGGAAAAUUUUAAAACGUGGCUUCGGAGUGAAAUUGAUCAAUCGGUAUUUGUCAAGAUUUUCUAGUUUGAUAUGUAUAAAAAAUCAUUUAUUUCUUCACAUGCGGUAAUGUGAAUGAUAAUUCAAGGGUUUGAGGAUACAAAAACCUGUUAUAAUCUACCUAAAGGUGUGGUCAUGCCUUUCCAUAAGUUGAUCCAAAAACUGAUCUGCGGGUUAUCCAGAGUUUUCCAGAGUUAUUCGAGUUAUUCUAAUAUGGCCAAAAAUUCUUGAAAUAAUCACUAAUGAACUAGUUUUGAUAAACCAAGAAGUUCGAUAUGUCGUAUGAUUGGAUUCGAUUCUGGUUACUCGCGGUGCUUUUUUUUAUUCUUUAUUUUGUGAGACUUUUAGCCUCCUGGGCUGGUUUGUCUCAGUUUGUAAAAUUGUUUUUUCUCACUUGUUUCAAUAGUAAUUUCAAGUAUUUGAUCACUAAUUCAAUGAGUGAAUUGAUAUUUUUAGCGUCUAUAUAUACUGUUUUGAUGUGUUUAAAAUAUGUUUCGCUUCUUCUUCUUCUUCAAUGGCACUAACGUUCCUAGAGGAACUUCGCCGUCUCAACGUAGUAUUACUUGCGUCAUUUUUAUUAGUACUUAGUUGAGAUUUCUAUGCCAAAUAACACGCCUUGAAUGCAUUCUGAGUGGCAGGUUCUAGAAUACGCGUGAUCACAGUGCAAGUUGGAGGAAAUUUCUUGGACGAAAAAUUCCCCCGACCAGAACGGGAAUCGAACCCGAACACCCGGCAUGUUAGUUAUGACGCUAACCACUCGGCCAAGGGAGCACAAUAUGUUUCGCUACCAUAGUUAAAAAUUGAAACGUAAAUGCUAUUUAGAAAAAUAUCUAUUUUCAUGCAAUUUAAUAAGUAAUGCGAUGAGAGUUGUUGACAAAAAAAUUGGUGGAUUAUAUCUAUGAUAUAACCGCAAGGUUGACGUGGGACUACCUUAGCUGAGCAAUCAUUUGUUUAUAUUGAUUAAAUUCUUGAUUGAUUGAAACAGUUUCCGAAUUCAAUUGAAUUCAACAUAUUUGCUUUGUGAGUAAAAAGAUUGAAAAAAUGCAAUAUGAGGUUAAUUUGAUAAUUUAAUUUGAUUUGAUUGUGAUAGAUUAUGUUCUUCGUUACAAGUAAAUUUAAUGACAGUCCUCUUUUAGUUUGGCGUGAUGCUAAGGACAAAAUAUGUGAACGGAAGAAUUAUCAAACGAUUUUAUUUAAAAUUUUUGCUGAAGUUUGCAUCUCUCAAGUGUACGUACUUCUCGAACCGCGAAUUUGCUUGAAACAUGAAAGUUCAUUCGCCUCUAGUGUCUGCACGAUUUUCCCUGGCUCCUAAGUUUAGAAGGUCGUGGUAGGGAAACAUAUUCCAGUCUGCACAAAGGCAAGCGAGUACAAAAGUACUCGCAGUUUGCAUUUAUUUGCAAAGCCAAUUUCCCCAGAAAGCUUGGAUUUGGAGUCUGUGGUGGGGAAACACAUUUCAACCGGAACAAAAAUACCCCCAACUUGCAUGAAUUUGCAAUGUCAAGUUCCCCACGCUACAUGGGUUUGAAGUUUGUGUUAGGGAAACACAUUUCAAUCGGAACAAAAAUACGACUUGCAUGAAUUUUCAAUGCUGGUUUCCUUCAGGCACCUUGGUUUUGAAAUAUCUGUUAGAGAACACAUUUCGGUGGGAACAAAAGCUCCUCCUACUUUCAUCUGUUUGCAAUGCCGAUUUCUCCAACGCUGCUUGGGUUAGAAGUCUGUGUUAGGGAACAUUUUUCGGCGAGAACAAAAUUCCCCCUACUUUCAUGUAUUUGCAAUGCCGAUUUCCCCAAGGCUGCUUUUGUUUUCAUUUAUAUUUUGAUAUACAACAGCUCUACCGAAGUACAGGAUGACUCAAAAAUCAUGAAAUUCGUCAAACAUAAGGUAACUAACGUUUGCAUUGAAAAAAUGGACUUUUUUCGGAUGGUGAUAAAAAAACUAAGACAGAUAAAUUUGAUAAAUUUCCCAUGGAAUGUAAUUAUAUUAGCUUACUUGCAAGAAACUAUGGAUGGGUUAUAGCCAUGAUAUAACCGCAAGGUUAACGUAGGCUACCGUUGACUUAGUAAUCAUUUGUUUUUUCAAUUAGCAAUAACCGCACCUCGGAUGUUCCUCAUUGGGUACGACAUCAUUGUUGCGCAGAGCUAUCUUUUGUAUGAAUUGAUUAAAUUAUUGAUUAAACUAGUGAAUGAAUGAUACAAUUUACGAAUUCAAUUGCAAACAAAUCUCAAUUUAGGUCAAUUCAUGCAUUAUGGUAGUGGUUAUCGCAGUAAAUAGUUAUCAACAUUUUGCCUAAUCAUCAAAUGGUAUGCGUAGAAGUUGUACCCGCCUUUGUAGACCGUGUUAGCAAAACGAAUUCCGGAGUAUAAAAAUGCAUGGGCGUAUAAAAGAACUGCCAAGAUCUGCAAUGCUGAUUUUCUCAACUUACUGGUAUUGGAAUCUGUGUUGGGAAAAAACAUUCCGGUUUGCAAAAAUGCAAGCGAGUACAAAAGUACUCGCAGCUUGCAUCUCAUUUGCAAAGCCAAUUUCCUACGCUCCAUGGUUUUGAAAUCCGUGUUAGGGAUAUACUCCGAUUUGCAGAAACGCAAACGAGUAAAAAGUACCCACAACUUGCAUCUAUUUUGCAAUGCCAGAUUCCCCAGGCUCCAUGGUUUUAAAAUCCGUGUUAGGGAAACAUUCCAAUUUGCAAAAACGCAAACGAGUACAAAAGUACCCGCUGAUCGUAUCUAUUUUGCCAGGCCGAUUUUCCCAGGGUCCAUGGUUUGGAAGUCUGUGUUAGGGAAACAUUCCGAUUUGCAAAAGCGCAAACGAGUACAAAGGUACCCGCUGAUUGCAUCUUAUUUGCAAUGCCAGUUUCCCCUAGCUCCAUGGUUUUGAAAUCUGUGUUAGGGAAACAUUCCCAUUUGUAAAAAUCCCCUGGCUUAAACAGGAAUACAUUGAGAAUACAUGUGAUUAGUAUUAAGCUUCAUUAACAUUUCAAGUAUAUAAAUUACUAAUCAUUUCCAACAGUUUUUAAACAAUACGAAAAUAACAAUAAACCCAUAUAGACCAAUACAAUUUCAAUGGAAGUUCUAUUAACACUCCUGUACUCGCGCGAAAAAUCGUAACUCGUGUACUCACAGACUGUGCACAUCUCUGUUAUAUUGCUAUUUUGUAUUUUUAGGCGUCAGAGGUAUUUAUUCAAAGAAAAAAUAUAUAUGUGAAUGAAAAAACCCCAGAAAAUAUUUUGCUCUUUAACUUCGUUCAGUUUUAAUAGUCAUUUAAUUCAGCCACCUCAUUCAUUCUCGGUCUGUUAGACAUAUGCGUGAGUAUAGGAAGGUUAAACACAAUCUUCUUGACACACCGAUUUCAAACAAAUGUACCCGGCUCGAUUCAUAUUUCUCAUCGAGAAUACUUAACUCUUUGACCUAAUCCUGUAUUGAUAUUGUAGCAAACUGAAAAACCACACGCUCGAUUCAUAGGUUGUGAACUUGGCCUUAAUUCGGUUCGUGUGUUCCCUCAAUCCGGCGAUAUUCCCCCACGAGAGCCCCAAGCUUCGGCAAAACAUUCCUUUCCAACCCAUACCCAGAUUUGAAGGAACCCCCAUUUGACCGAUGAAUAAUUGAUUUGUGAGUAGUUGCUCCCGCAGACCCGGAGCAAGGCUGGCAAGGUUGCCUACACCACCGGGCCAGUUUGGCAGCUCGUUAGGGUUAACCUUUCAUCUUUUCGAAACUGCAUUUAGGUUCGUUUCGUUCGUUCGUUCGUGUGUAUGAUUCUUCUGUUGGCUGUUGAUGAUUGGUGAAGGGAUUCGAUGUGAAAACGAAUGGAUGCUCAAUAGUUGAUCCGGUGUUUUGGCACCCUCUUAGAAUCGGCUAUUUCCGAACCCAGUUUCCAGCCAUUCAGUGUUCAGUGAUGAAAAUUGUAUAUAGGAGCUCUCUAAAAUAUUUCGUUUAUAUGUAUGUAUUGUAAGGAAUGCAAUCACGAAAGUGCAAGCCGUCAGUCGAUAUUCCCUUGAGGUGCAAAUGUGCCCAAUGCAAUUUGAAAAAGAACAUUAUACCAUUAUACCAAUUGAUUGUAAUUUUUUGCAAAGAGCAUUUCGCGCUUAGUGUGCAUACAAACUCACACCUACCCUUUACAUGGAGUACUAAAGAAUUCGUGAGCAGACCGUAUCGAUUGGUAAUUGUUCACGAGCAUCACGUUCGGUCGCAAACAAAAAUAGUUUGCUAAUCGUGCAAACACUUCCACCACUUACCUGCUCUUCCGGUUGCCUGUGGAACUGGGGAAACUUUCAGCUCGGCACAAAAUUUCCAAUCUUCUCGAAACCAGGAACACUCGUGGCGUGUGGUUAGGGUCGGCAGUCGGCGGGUUGAAGUCACAUAUAGAAGUUUCCUUCACAUGUAUCAACAAUUACCUGCAGCGAUAUCAGUCGCCGUGGUCAAUGGAGCAGACCUCAUGAUGAUUGUGUAUACACAUAAGUUGCUAUCAAGUGGGAGGAAGACAAAAAUUAAGCAAAUUAGAUGAUAAAAUUGAUUGGAAACAGUAAAUGAUAAAAAUAGCUGCUACCAACAAUUAACACAUUGCAAAUCGAAAAACUCAGGCACGUGUCACGUGCAUGAAUAAUCAAUAAUGAACAUAAUUAAUGAUAGAAAAGGGUUUGUUUUGUUUGGUAGCAGUACAAACAGGUUGAGUGACACUCCACUAGAUCGUCCAAGUUGGGUAUAUAGAAUUCAAAUCGAUCUGUCGAUUAGUAUCUAACCCAAAAUUAUAUGAAUCUAUAUUCCUGAUACUGGUCCCAGAUGCAGACUUCAAACUUCAAAUUAGGUUUCAGAAUUCACUCAGGCAUAAGAUAAGAAUUCGAACUAAAAUCUCGCAUUCAGACUCCGAACUAGGAAUUCUGAUUUAUUUUAAAACGCUACGCUACAACGCACACUUAGAUAACACAUAUCGAUAUAGAAAUUUCCAACUCAGAUUCGACUGAGAUCUUGAAUCCAACUUUUGAUUCGAAUUUUAAAUUUCAGAAUUCAGACUUUUGAAUUUCAGAUUACAGACUCAGAUUUCAUAUUUAGAUUCCCUAUGCUAGAGUUUAAAUAUCCAGAUUAUAAAUUCAGUUGACAGAUAUGGAUUGUUCGUUCAGAUUACAAAAUAAUAUAUACAGAUCUCAAAUAUCAAUUUUUUAAAAUUUGAAUUUCGAAUCCAAUUUUUUAAUGCUUUAUUUGAGAGACUUUUAGCCUUCUUGGAUGGUUCGUUUCUCUAGAAAAUAUAGCCGCAGCCUUAUUCCCUUAAUCGCGAAUGGGAAGAAACAAAGAUCUUCAUUAUAGAUCCGCUGUUUGUUGCUCAAAUUGCAUUCGGCAUUUUUCAGGCAGCAGAAAAGGGAAUAGUUCUCGACCGGUCGCCGCCUAGGACAUAUCGGAAGCAUCCGCAUCGGGUAAACACAUAUGAAGUUUUCGAUGUAUUUUUUUACUUUUUUUCUGUAUUAUAGUAAAUUUCAACACUUUGGCUGGUUCGUCACUUUAUUUCCAUUUCGGCAGAAUGUCGGAAGCGAGAAUUGAACUCGUGACCUUUAGUUUGUGCGGUACGGAUGUUACCACUACGCCAGAUCGCCUCUACGGUUGUGGACCUGUCAUAGAUCGUAGAGUGAACGAAGAGGCCCCCUGGCGAAGGCGUGUGACGCGUUUUAGUGACCGAUGCUGGACAGGAUUCGCCGCUCCCUCAAAGCUUCUACGUCCUUAAAGCUCUUCAUGGAACCAUUCAUUUUCCGGAGGAACUGUCGCAUCACCCACGGCACAUUUCAAUAUGCCGUGAAGUCGGUUAACGGUUUGACGGUUAAAAAAUAAACGAACACGAAUCGUCGUAGGGCAGAUAGCGACGAAACACAGGGCAUAGCCGAGACUGCAUGGUAAAAGUUCAGACAUAAUCCGCUGUGCGUUGUGGUAAGUCAACGAUAAUGUUUUCAAGAGGUUUUCUCUGGCCAGGCAUGUCAAUUCGGAGCCGUGGGUGAUGCGACAGUUGAUGAUAGCUUUGGUUAUCCAUAAGCGAAUCAUUCGGUUGUUAAUCUGGUUAGAUAUCGUCCUCGAAGGUGAAUACGAACACUCCCUUCUGUAGUACCUGGAACAAACUGUUCAUCGCCCUCAAGAAGAGGAAGCACCUGCAUCUGGUGUUCCCAACUUUCACCUCGAAGGUCCGUUUUGUGGCGAGGUUUUUAGUAAAGCGCAGCAGGUUACCUUCUACUCACAAUCUUCCAGUGUUUUCAGAACGUGUGGGUUCCAGGGUCGGUUAUAUGUCUUCUCUUAAUCCAGGGCUACAAUCUUCACAUGCUGUCUCUUCUCAUUGGUGGUAUCGUUGUUUACAGUCUCAAACGAUCUCAAGUACACGAACGCGUUCACCAACUCCGGUUUGUCAUCGUCUACAAUAAUAGAAGGUGGGAGGCGUAGGUUCUCGUCUUUGGAGCCUCUUCCUUCCAUGUACUCGGCUUUUGCCACAUUCAUCUCCAGGCCUAUCAACCUCACCUAAACCAUCACCUUGGCGUAAUCCUCGGUGCGAUUCGAAGGGACCCGAGAGUAUUCCUGAAACUCGCACAAAGCACAUCACUUACACCAUGGUAGAUCUGAUAAGUCGAACUAAGUUAUUACGGAACGUUAUUGACGUAGGAUUACGUCUUUCGGGAACACUUUGGGGUGUAAAUUUAAGAACUCCGAAUCGGUUAACAGAUAACUAUUAAAAUCAACCGCAUGUUCAUUCUACCCCUGUCUCACCCGCACAUCCACUACUGAACAUUUUGCAAUGCAUGAAUUAGUAUUGUAAUGGAAUUUCGCGAAGCAACCAAUAUGUCGAAUCAUAUUAUGUUGUCAUAUUAUGCGUAAUUCGAAAUUGGGCAAUUUCAGCGUGAGUGUAACACUCUCUGGUAGCAGUUUUGCUGGAAAUAUCUUCAAAGCUGAAACAAAUUAUUUAAAUCUUCGAAUAUUAAAACCGAUCGCCAAAAAUGUUUGUUCGUGCAUCAUUCGAAAUCUAGGGUAUUCUUCUGUCAUCAGCGCAGUGGCGUUGAGUGAAGCUUUCGCCCCCGGGGGGAGGAGUUGGUUUACUUUAAAAACACAAAUUCCCGAUAUAUUUGAGAGAAUUUAAUAACCAGCAAUCGAACUAAGCUGUCCUCUUCAGGGUCACCAGAUUUUUAUCAGAAUGUUUGGUGAUUGAAAUUUUCAAACCUAUCCACACUCAGUAUGCAACAAAUAGCCUAACAUAAUCCUACGUCAACUGUACAGUGGUGCCUCGGACACAACCCUCCUGUAACUUUUACGUUUUCUUUACGCCGAUUAAUGUGUGAUGUGUGGAUAUAUUAUAUUCUUGACAUUUUUGCAGAGUUUGUCGGAGUGUAAAUAUCUGGUAAUUGCUUGGCCAAAUGUAAUAGACAACGGGAGAAGAUCUGGGAGGGUACCUUAUAGGUGGCAUUGAUAAGCGUAUGCCGCGUUAGUAAUUGCAGUCUUACUUAUCACCGUUUUUGUAGAUCGAGUACACAAUACCCUGCAUCCAAUCUUGUUAAUUUUUUUAAAUAAAAAGAUGGAAUCAGCGUUCUUAUGUUUGGAUUGUUCCCUACAAGUACUUCUUCAGGCAUUGGGUCUAGAAAUUGAAUUAGAUUGGGACGGUACAGUUUAGAACAAAUUUUAUUUACUGUGGUCUGGAAAGAAAAAAUAACAACAUUAUCACUAGUAUGUAUUUUUGUACGUCAAAAGCAAAAUAACAAGAUAUCUUAAAAGGCAGUAGAUCAUUGGCCCUAAUUUAUCGCUAAUUUGACAGGACCUUCUGUAACCGGGACGAACAUCAUGCUUGUCCAACACAUGGAUAUCCGAUUGCAUAUUUUUCACUUUAUGUUUUUAGCGAAUUGACUCGAAUAACUAGAAUCCCACUGAAAAUAGCCGCAGACUUUAUCUCACCAAUUGUACACGAACUUCCAAAUAUCACACAGACACUCUCUAUUCACGCCAUCAACAAUUUUCGAAAACUUUACCUUAGAGAAUUAAAAACAUCUUCGCAUAAAAAUCCCAAAACCAUCGAAUCCGUUCACCUGUUUCGCAGAUCGAGAUACGAAAAUGUUAAACGUCCCACUGAUUGAACCGCGUUUGAAAAAAAUACAUUUGAACUAACUUACUAACGAGUGCAUUUUCCCUCUCACUGAGACAUUAUUUUAACACACUUUGAGUGGAUCUCAAGAUUCUGAAAAUGAAGAGAAUAAAAUCAAACGAAUUUGGCCUUAGAUUAGAAACAAAAACAAAGCAGCGCAGCACAAAUUGAUAACACACAACGCGUGAAUUUUGGCAAAGCAUGCUUUGGGGGAUUUUUUUCAACACAUUCAACACACACACAUAAAUUUAUUAAUCACGAAUUGAUCGUCGAUUUGCGGCAAACGGUUCCCGGAAUAAAUCGCCACAGAAAACGACUGCAACAGAAACCACCGCUUAUAAAAUGUGUAGUAGGCUAUAAAUAUUGUGGCGCGGUAUUGUAUUUCAAAACAAGAAUUAACCGGGCAAACGUAUCGCCCCAGGCAAACGUAACGCCCCGGGCAGACGUAUACCGUCCGACGCUCGCUAGAGCUCGGUCGGACAUUGCUAAAGGAUCGUAUCCUAUGUUUCAAACUAACCGGGCAAUCAGUGGAUCCCAGGUUUGCGUGCGAGACACCGCCGCUUCCGACGGCGGGUCGGCGGUGGACUCGGAUUGCGUCAUCUUGGCGGCAUGGGCCGCCUCGAUUCCUUAUCCUCGCCAAAUGGGGACUUCGUCCCCAUUACAUUGUCCUCAGAAUAAAUUUCGAAAAACGAGAACAAGAGAAUAAAUUUAUAAUAGAAAUGUGAGGCACAUGAUGUUUUUCCCGCGCCAAAUAUUUCUAGCCUACUACACUUUUUCUAAGCGGUUGUUUCUGUUGCAGUUGUUUACUGUGGCGAUUUAUUCCGGUCACCGCGGCAAACCACGAUUGAGCGACAGGAAUGCGUGACAGAAAGCGAUGUGUGUUGAAAUACGAACAAUUUGUAUACAUUUUAGUACUAGGAACAACAGACAUUUGUUAGCAGAAAGCAACAUAUAUCAACUAAAGGUAAAACAAAACAACAAAAUAAACACUCAAGCACAGCGAAUUGAAUUUGUAAUUAAAAAUACAUACACACACAGUGCGAAGAUUCAUGUUAUCAAGUAACAAACUAUUGGGUGCAACAGGACUUCCCAGCUUCUCGAAAGGAAAAUCAAACAAAACUGAAGAUCAUUAACCGGCUGCUAAGGGCGGUCGAAGCUGAUUGAGUAAUUUGACGCGCACAAAAUUGAUUUUUUUAAGGCCAACAACCGAGAUGAUAGCAUUAGUUUGUUCAUGUAAAGCGUUACACCGAGGACUUAUUUGAUCGAAGGGGUGUUUCACAAGAACAAAAAAGUUAGUCUUAGCGAAGCACUAUUGCAUCUCUGGAAUUGAUGGGUGACUGAUUGAUAGAAACAAAAUGGCAGCAACCGCGGGAUUGGUUGGUUGUUGCUAGAACAAGAUUCGGAAGAUUUUAUGUGUAGGCAGAAAAUAGCUUGAAGUGGUUACGCUAGGAAAAAAAAUUAUACCGUCGGAGAACACCAGUUGACAUCAUUACACUUAGUUGGCGAAGUACCACGACAUGAUUAUGAAUGUAUAUACAAUUUAAUCAAAAUGAAAGAAGCCUCGAAAAACAGCAGAAGAACAGACAUCAACAAUGCCAAUGUAGAAGAUUGAACGAGGGCAUUGUUAAGCGGGUUAGGACGCAGCAUCUUAAUAAUGAGCAGAACAUUGUAGAUUGUAAGUAGCAGUGAAACAAAUAUACAUAAUUAGGUGCGAAUAAGGCGAGCCAUUGCCAAGAGACAAGCUACUGUACAUUCACCGCGGAAAACAAACAUUAAAGUCAGUAACCUUAACCGAAAUAGUAGCUAAAUUUCCACAACAUCUAAAACAGAACAAAUAAAAACACACAAACAAAAGGAAUUGCGGCAGUAACCAACUUGUUUGAAUACAUAGCCUCUCCACCACACAGACAUAAACAAACCCAUACUAUCCGCAUAUAGAUGGAGAGAGGCAGUCGUUAUUUUUCAUAUGUUUACUUUUUGUAUAGAGAAAAAAACAGAAUUAUAUAAUUAUAUAUGAAAUUGUAACUAAGACGGAGGGACAGUCGGACAGACGUGAAAGAA